CGGGAGCCGAGGAGGAGGCUCCGGACGCUGCUCGGGAACCGGGGACCUGGGAGUGCCCGCGCCCUGAGCUCUCAGCUCCGGAGGCGGCUUCUCAAAGCAGACCCAGGGCCUGCCUCCUCCUCCCCCAGUGCCUACGGAAGGAGCACCACCUGCCACCAUCCCAACUCCUGCCCUAAAAGUCAUGGCCGAAUACGGGACCCUCCUCCAGGACCUGACUAACAACAUCACCCUUGAAGAUCUGGAACAGCUGAAGUCAGCCUGCAAGGAGGACAUCCCCAGUGAGAAGAGCGAGGAGAUCACCACAGGCAGUGCCUGGUUUAGCUUCCUGGAGAGCCACAACAAGCUGGACAAAGACAACCUCUCCUAUAUUGAACACAUUUUUGAGAUCUCCCGCCGUCCAGACCUACUCACUAUGGUGGUUGACUACAGAACUCGUGUGCUGAAGAUCUCUGAAGAGGAUGAGCUGGACACCAAGCUAACCCGCAUUCCCAGCGCCAAGAAAUACAAAGCUUUCAUCCCUGGACACAUCCCUUUUUGCCCCUAGACAUUAUUCGGCAGCCCUCUGAGGAAGAGAUCAUCAAACUGGCUCCCCCACCGAAGAAGGCCUGAGCAAGGGGGAGGAAGAGGAGGAAGGUUGUACCUUCAUCAGAUCACUCCCUUCCCCAGCCUCCAAGGGAGGGGGCAAGGGCAGCACUCCCAUGCACCCACUUACUAACCUGGUCCUAACUCCCUUACUGUGCGCGUGUGUGUGCGUGUGCGCACGCUCUGGCUGUCUGUCUAUAUGUCUAGCUCAUCUAGUUCCUCCUCCUUGUGAGGGGGUGGGGGUCAGGAUGGGGGGCUUAGUUUCCCCACUCUAAGGGGGAGGUGGGGGCUAUUUCUAUGCAAAUAGAAAUUGGCACAUUCCUACUUCCCUUUCUUCCACUUUUCCUGGCCACAUCUUUAAAAUGUGGAAGCAGAAAAGACCUGCAUUUUCCUACAUUGAGGAGCUGAGAAGGUGAGGUAUGGGAAUGGUGGGUAGAUCUAAGGAAAAGCAGGGAAGGAAAGGAGGGAGGACGAAGAGGCCAGUCUCCACCUGAAAGGGGCAAAGAAAAGCUGGAGUUCAGUGUUUGUAUCCUGAUGCUGGACUAGCUAAUAAGUUCCAUUUCCUGCUGUUCCUCAGGCUGGAGAGCCUAGGUACCAGCAGGUCCCUUUUUAUGCUCCUCUCAUGGGCAAAGAUGGGUAUAAACCAGGGAUCUAAUGGAAGAAGACCACUGUAUCCUUUCCUGGUCCCUAAGAGCAAAUCCUAUGGAGCAGCCAGCAUUCAGUGUCCACCCCCACCCCCCACCUUUUUGCUCUGGAAAGACUAGGCUGGGAACAUGCACCACUGAGCCUGAAAUGGGGACAUAGAGGGAUGGGCCCCUUUAUCACUCCUUUAUUCCUAUUUAGACUGUUGCACACACUGACCCCAAACUUAGGUUGAGAAAUGAGAUCCUUAGGUUUUAAUCUCAACCUGCCCCCGCUAUAGGGUCCCAAUGUGGAUAUUGCAGGCAACUCCCCUCUCUCUACUCAGUCUAGAACACCCCAAGCCAGAAAGAAGUGUUUUCCUUUGUACUGAUCCCCAUGCCAAUUCAUUCUUUGGAGGGGACUUGGUAACCCUUCUCACUGACACCCCGGCCCCCUUGGGCUUGUGGACGCCUCCUAGCCAAAUAACUAGAGUACAGUGAGUGACCCCACCCUCUUGCCUGUCCCAACAUGCCCUUCCCCACUCUGACCGUGCUAACUGUGUGUACAUAUAUAUUCUACAUAUAUGUAUAUUAAACCCGCACUGCCAUGUCUGCCCUUUUUUGUGGUGUCUAGCAUUAACUUAUUGUCUAGGCCAGAGUGGGGGUGGCAAGGGAGUGCCACAGUGACGGGAGUGGCAGAGGCAAAUUGCUACAUAUUCCAAACAGAAAAGCUUUUUAUAUUAAAAAAAAAAAAGCAAACCAAAAAAAAAAAAAAGAUAAGAUUCACAUGCAAACAGACUAUUUAGAGAAAGUUGGAAGUUAGCAGCUUUUAGGAUGUGGGAGCAAAACUUCAGUGGGAGCAGCGGGCUGGCUGUUGGAAGAGGGAAGAAGCCAGACUGGUCAGAGUGCCCCUCGACUCCUAGCUGAGCCCAGUCUGUGUCCCCCCUCUGGCUACUGUUGCAGACACCUGCCUUAACAUACACACCUCGAGUACUCCACGGUUUUGCCUUAAAGGACCUUCCCAACUCUCCCCAGCCCUGUCUGGCUUCUCCCUUAGGGAGAGAUACUUGUAGAACUGGAAUUAGGGAAAUGAGCAUGAACUGUCCUUUUAUUUGGAAUGUUAUGUGAGGGAGAGUGAGAGGGAGGGAGAAAAUGAGAAUUAAUAAAGAGCUUUCCUUAUGGAAUAAAAAGGAAAAGAAAAGACGGGUUAUUUCGGCAGAGUCUAGUAGUUUCUCUGUAAGGCAAAAUAAUCUAAAAAGACUAACUUGCCCUCCCACCCUUGUCCUGCUGUAAGGCUGCCCCUAUCUUGUGCUCCUCCAUCUGCAGUGUGCACGGCCUUGUUCUAACCCUGGAAUAAAGGUGACUGAUUGUACUGUA
Molecule: messenger RNA, 2579 nt
Organism: Ictidomys tridecemlineatus (thirteen-lined ground squirrel)
Lineage: Eukaryota; Metazoa; Chordata; Mammalia; Rodentia; Sciuridae
Gene: Pea15
Product: proliferation and apoptosis adaptor protein 15
Biological process (GO): negative regulation of extrinsic apoptotic signaling pathway via death domain receptors; MAPK cascade
Molecular function (GO): protein binding
Source: RefSeq, a predicted model, not a curated record